UGGGCUGGGCCUGCGGGGGGAGCGGACGGGCCAUGUCGGCGGCCGAGGGGGCCCGGGAGGGCGGCCGGGAGGGCUCGGGGCUGGAUGGCGGCCUCCUCAACCGCUUCGUGCAGCUGCCGGGCAGGCCGCGGUCGGCGGGCCACAGAUCUCCACCAGCAAGAAGUGGCCACCGUUGUGUUGCAGAUAGUGCCAACUUGUAUGUGUUUGGGGGCUACAAUCCCGACUACGACGAGUCUGGCGGGCCCGAGAAUGAAGACUAUCCCCUCUUCAGGGAGCUCUGGAGGUACAACUUUGCUACAGACACCUGGCAUCAGAUGGGCACUGAAGGCUACAUGCCCAGGGAGCUGGCCUCCAUGUCACUUGUGUUGCAUGGCAACAACCUCCUGGUGUUUGGGGGCACUGGGAUCCCCUUUGGGGAGAGCAAUGGCAACGACGUCCACGUCUGCAACGUCAAGUACAAGAGGUGGGCUCUGCUCAGCUGCCGGGGAAAGAAACCCAAUCGGAUCUACGGCCAGGCCAUGGCCAUCAUCAAUGGUUGUCUCUACGUGUUUGGAGGAACAACUGGUUACAUUUACAGUACUGACCUACAUAAGCUCGACCUCAACACUAGAGAGUGGAUCCAGCUGAGACCAAACAAUAUGUCCUGUGACAUGCCAGAAGAGAGGUACAGGCACGAGAUCGCACACGAUGGUCAGCGGAUUUAUAUCUUGGGAGGUGGAACUUCCUGGACAGCCUACUCCUUAGAUAAGAUCCAUGCCUACAACCUGGAAACCAACACCUGGGAGGAAAUCACCACAAAACCUCAUGAAAAAGUUGGUUUCCCAGCAGCCAGAAGGUGCCACAGCUGUGUCCAGAUUAAAAAUGAUGUGUUUGUUUGUGGAGGCUACAAUGGAGAAGUCAUUCUGGGAGACGUUUGGAAGCUGAAUCUCCAAACUUUCCAGUGGGUCAAGCUCCCAGCUGCCAUGCCAGAACCAGUGUAUUUCCACUGUGCUGCAGUCACACCAGCUGGCUGCAUGUACGUCCACGGAGGGGUGGUCAACAUCCAAGAAAACAAAAGGACUGGCUCUUUGUUUAAAAUGUGGCUGGUGGUUCCCAGCCUGCUGGAACUGUCCUGGGAGAAGCUCCUGGAGUAUUUCCCUCACCUAGCAGCUCUCUCCAGAUCUCAGCUUUUGCACCUUGGACUGACACAGGGACUCGUUGAGCGACUAAAAUGAGACCAUCUCAUGCUUCUCUGCCCCAAGACACACUGAAGUUCAAGAAGCCCCUUCCCACCCCUAACCCCCCUCACCCCUAUUUAUGGAGACCAUGGAUGGUCUUGCUAAGAACGUGGAGGAACCUGCUCAGCGCCUUACUUAGCAAAUACAGAGAUGCCUUUCUAGAAAUGCUUCAGUUCUUGGAAACCCCACUUUUUAUUUAUGGAUCUCUACUCAUUAAAAAAAAACAAGGUGUACUCCCUCUGGGACUAAUCCAGAACAUCCAGCCAUCAAACUGGGCCCCAGCACGUGCUCACCACUUCACUGGGGAGCCUAAUGAAUGUCCCUGCUUACCCGUGGCAAAUUCAUGAUGUUCUCAAGAUGUAUCUUAACAGAGGACACUGCAGAGCAACAGCCAAGCCCUUCUUCUGCUUUGGGUGACACUCAUCAUUCCCCUCCCCCCCCAACUCCUGGCUGAGCUCUUGAAGGCUUUGCAUGUGUUUCCAUGGGCAUGUUCCCACCUCUUGGAGCUUCAGAAGAUGGUUGGAAGGUGGGGCAGGGCAGCCAGCCAAGCUCUUGCCCCUGCAGCUUUUCUGGUGCAGUGGUUUGAACCUCCCCCCCCCACCAGGUCUUGUGUUCCUCACCUUUUCAUGGUGAAAAGUUGGCUUGGAAAGACUGCUCCAAAGUUGCCACUUUCUGGACUAUGCUGUAGUUUCCUGGGCUUGGGGAGGGAAAAGGUUUGGCUGAAUCUUUUAUUUAACCCUUUCUGCUCAUCACUGCAAAAACUCACCCUGGAGAGUCCAAAGCUGGCUUUUAACCUGCAGCAUCUUCUACCUGUGAGCUUUUUGUUUCCCUACACACACACACACAUCACACCUUGGUCUUGUUCUAGGUGGCUUCAUGUUCCUCUGGGGGUGGGGGAUGUGAUUGCUGCCUGUGGGCUUCAUGGGGGUCCUUGGAAGCUCGUGGAUCACUCAUCCCAGGAAACACAGCAGCAAGAGAAGGGGAGAGGAAACAUCUCACCCUCCUGGUGGGGGCAGUGGUCACCUCUGCCCAGGCAGAGGAAGGGAUGCCUGUCUGUCUGUCUGGUUGUCUUGCUGUGCUUCACCUGUGAAGUCAAGCUCUGGAGACCACCUUUAAGUGACCAUCCAGCUCCUCCUCAUGGCUGGCAAAAUCCUUUUCCUUUGGAGACCAUUUUUAAGUGCCUUUUUUUUUUUCUGUUUUUGUUUGUUUUGUUGUUUUGGUUUUUUUAAAUUCAGCUUUUCCCAGGACCUUUCCAGCAGAGGCAAAGGUCAGACUCGGGGGGGGGAGGUUGAGUUUCUUUUUAAGAGGCUGCAUUUAUGUUUAAAUAAACCAUAACAUUGACUCCA
Messenger RNA from Apus apus (common swift), 2563 nucleotides. It is a transcript of the gene KLHDC10, whose product is annotated as kelch domain containing 10. Gene Ontology annotation, biological process: positive regulation of stress-activated MAPK cascade. The coding region runs from base 33 to 1214 and encodes 393 amino acids. Gene Ontology annotation, molecular function: protein binding. The record is from RefSeq and is a predicted model, not a curated record. Lineage: Eukaryota; Metazoa; Chordata; Aves; Apodiformes; Apodidae. The transcript is spliced from 9 exons.